CAACUAACUUCACUUUGAUUCUGUUAAACGCACAUUUUAUAAGUACACCAAAAAUCUGAUGACAGAAAUCAGUAAAGUCACGUAAUUUGCAAUUAAAACACUUUGUCAUUUGCGAAUAUUUAUUUAUUAUAAUAUUUAAAAAACAUGUCGUUUUUUAAAGAUUUUAUUGACAAUUUAUUUGGUAUUAAAAACAACAACAGAGAUAAUUCUAAUCAAGGAAAUGAUCAUGAACACUUUAGAAAUCCAAUUUGGCAAAAUGACCAAGGAGAUGAUGAUGAUGAUAACACAGAUGACUACAGGAGUAAUCACUUUGUUCAUUCUGGUCCAGGAAUUCACUUUGAAGUAUUUACCGAUCCAAUCGAAAUUACUCGUUUUUUCGAAUCAGAAAUGGAAAAUUUGAUGAAAAGUUUUUUUUCAUUUGGUUUGGAUAUUCCAGCAAUUGAAAAUAUUCCAUCAGCUUAUGAAAAUACACAAUCUUCUGGUAUUGGUAAAAAAAAUCUUAGAGAUGAAGUAUUAAAACCUGAAUUUUCACGUAACUAUGACUUUAAUCGUCCAAAAAUUGAUGAAGAUCUUGAUGGAAAAAUAAAAGCUGGUGAGUUAUCAACAGCUUGGAAUAAUUCUAAAGAUCCUGAAUCACAAGAAGUGCUCCCUCAUAUUUUUUUAUCAACUAGUCAAUCAACUGUUUAUAAAUUUACAAAACAUCUUGAUGGUACAGUUGAAGAAACAAAAAUAACAACUGACAGUUCUGGUAAUACUGAACAAAUAAUAAAAAGAAAAACUGGUGAUAAUAAAAUUCAUACAGUUAUUAUGAAAAAAGAUAACAAAGGAAUUGAAACUGAAACAGCAACAUUUGAAAAUAUGGUUGAAAGUAAGAAUGAGGCAAUUGAGCGAGCUGAAUCAAGUUCAUCAUCUUUUCCCUGGCACAAAUUUUUUGGUGAUAUUCCAAAAAUAUAAUUAACAAACAGCUAGUAAAAAAAAAUGUUGAAUAAUAAUAAUAAUAAUAAAAUUACAACAAUGAUUUCAACUUUAAAUUAAUUUUAUUAUUAUUGUAUAUAUGCUUUGUACAAAUAUAUAACUAAUAAAUGUUUAAAUUAAGAAAAAAAAAAUUGAAAC
Molecule: messenger RNA, 1113 nt
Organism: Aphidius gifuensis
Lineage: Eukaryota; Metazoa; Arthropoda; Insecta; Hymenoptera; Braconidae
Exons: 4
Coding region: 145-954 (269 amino acids)
Biological process (GO): regulation of actin filament polymerization; negative regulation of apoptotic process
Cellular component (GO): clathrin-coated vesicle; apical plasma membrane; sarcoplasmic reticulum
Source: RefSeq, a predicted model, not a curated record